Messenger RNA from Alosa alosa (allis shad), 2204 nucleotides. It is a transcript of the gene nipsnap2, whose product is annotated as nipsnap homolog 2. Gene Ontology annotation, cellular component: mitochondrion. The transcript has 10 exons. The record is from RefSeq and is a predicted model, not a curated record. Lineage: Eukaryota; Metazoa; Chordata; Actinopteri; Clupeiformes; Clupeidae. The coding region runs from base 42 to 902 and encodes 286 amino acids.
AACUCUGCUCUGCGUGGACUCUACAGUGCUGUCACUGAAAGAUGGCGGCUCGAGUCCUUCAGAAGGGUGCCAAUGGCCUGAAUCAGGUUAAAAACAAGGCCCGGACGAAAGGACAGGUCAUUGAUGUGAUCAGGACUUUGUCAGUAUCUAGUAAUAAACAACGAGAAGACAGCUGGUUUAAGUCGCUGUUUGUGCGCAAAGUUGAUCCCCGAAAGGAUGCACACUCUAAUCUACUUGCCAAGAAGGAGGACAGUAACUUAUAUAAAAUUCAGUUUCACAAUGUGAAACCUGAGUGCCUGGAGGCAUACAACCAACUCUGUGAGGAGGUUUUGCCAUCCAUUCAUGCUGAUAAGUACUACCCAUGUGAACUAGUGGGAACUUGGAAUACCUGGUAUGGAGAGCAGGAUCAGGCUGUUCACCUGUGGCGAUACCGGGGAGGCUAUCCAGCCCUAACUGAAGUGAUGAACAAACUAAAAAAUAACAAGGAGUUCAUGGAGUACAGACAGGAGAGAGGGAAGAUGCUGCUCUCCCGCAGGAACCAGCUGCUGUUGGAGUUCAGCUUCUGGAAUGAGCCCGUCCCCAGAGAUGGGCCCAAUAUCUACGAGCUCAGGUCCUACCAGUUAAGACCCGGGACCAUGAUUGAGUGGGGUAAUUACUGGGCUCGAGCUAUUGGAUACCGUCAACACAACCAGGAAGCAGUGGGCGGCUUCUUCUCUCAAAUUGGAAAUCUCUACAUGGUGCAUCAUUUGUGGGCCUACAAAGAUCUGCUGACUCGAGAGAACACCAGGAACGCUGCCUGGCACAAGGAGGGAUGGGAUGAGGUUGUGUACUACACAGUUCCUCUGAUUCAGCACAUGGAUUCCAGGAUAAUGAUUCCCAUGAAGGCAUCCCCAAUGCAGUAAUCUCUAACAGCCUUCCGAAAGCUUGAGUCUGGACCAGUUAGGAAUUUUCACUGCCGUCAGUCUCUGCUCCUCUUCAACCGCCAACCAAUAUCAGCAUCUUUCGUUCUAAAUUUAUUUUGUCCAAUUUAUUUUGUGCACCAGCAAACUGAAGUUUGUACUGAAAGGUACCCAUCUAAUGGAACAUUGCCCCACCCCACCCCAUGCAACACACACACCUUUCCACCCACUCUGCACCACAUACACACAAACAAGAAGUUCAUGUCCUUAUUGUAAACGUGCUUCUGAAAGUCUGUGGACCUUGUUAGCCUGAGUAUUAAAACCUCCUGAUGUGAUUCUUGACACACUGUGUCCAAUUAAAUCUGGUCAGUAGGUCAGAGGUCAUCUAUUUAUGGCACAAACCAAAGUACUGCUUAACAGCGGCAUUCUGCGCAUACAAGUUGCCUAGGAAUUGCGUGGAUAACAUUGCUUUAUCAAACAAUAUUUCUCCCGGUGCACUUCUGAAAGGUGCUUAAUAGCCAGAGCAGUGACCUAAGUUAUUUAUGUAUUUAUUUCAUAUGUAUUUAUGACAUGUAAUGUCAUGAGAUGUAAUUACAUUUUCUCAAUGAAGUUUUCUCGACUUGGCACGUGAGAGGAGUGUGGCAGAUGAGGCAGGCCAUUAGGAAAAACUGGGUAACACUGGUUAUCCUUAAAUAGCCUCGUGUCUAAAGACACUGCUGUAUAUAGAAAUUAUCUGUUUAUAGAUUACAUUAUUGAAUUAAAUGGCUUUUCAACACACUGACCAGAAUUAGAACAACAAUAUGUUGUUGAUUGUUACAAAUCAGAAGCACUGGUGGAAAUUGAAAUGCAAGAGGUAAGAAAGAUAAGUCAUUCAGGUCCACAUAUACUCAGAACGACACCCAGAUGUCCACUCCCACUAUUCUUGUUUUUCAGAACUCAUUAAUAAUGUAACUCUGUGGAUGAACAAGUGACUUUGACUUCAUUUUUAAAUUAAAAGCUUACAUAGUCCUCUUGAGAGACUUUUCUGUCUUAAUUGCUGUUUCAGGGUAUUGAUUAUGUUGUCGAGAUUGUAUGUUUCGUUUCAGCACAGGUGUCAGUGUUCAUUUCCAUUUGCUUUUACUGUUACCAGAUUGAAAACUGUAAUCCAGAUUUAAGCUGUCAAAUGAUCAGGUGGUUGUUGAGUGUAAUGGUGGCAUGCCUCAAUAUGUUUUUAAAUCUAGGAAUUGCAACGUGACAAACGUCAGCACAAACCAUAUGUACAUGUACUAGUGUGAUUGUACAAUAAACCUUCAAUGGUACAAUAUA